UGAACAAAGAGUAUAGUGCAAGGCGGAGUUGGCUGCAAGCUAUGUCUGCUGGCGAAAGGGUUGAAAAACUGAUGGAUGUAUAUCCUUGUUUUAAAGACCAUAUUGAGAUAAUCGAAGAAGCCAGACGAGUCUUGGGUGUCGAGAGUUCUGGAGAUAGAGAGGAAUUUAAAAACCAGUGUAUCGGAUUGUUAGCUGAUGAAAUUGAGCCCAUAAUAUACUAUGGCAUAAAUAAAGGAAUAAGCCCACCAAAAAGUCCAAAGACAAAUUCCAAGAUUCUGCAUGUUUUGCAAAAUUUACCUUAUAUAUUCAGCGCAAAGAAGCAGCCCAAGAAAGUGUUGGACCUAGUAUACAAACUAAAGGACCAUGAAGACCGUGAGGCCUGGUGCUCAAAACGUUCCGGUAAUGUCCCUGUCCUCCUGAUCGAAAGAACUAGGUGCUACCUUAUUAUUGGAAAGAAGAUGGUUGCGGAGUUGGACGAGGAAAAGCUGAAUGAAGGAGUGCUUGCUUUGUUGGCAAGUUUUUAUCUGCUUGACUUUGAUUAUCCCCGCUUUCAUGAAAUGGGUUUGACCUUUCUUCACCAAUAUAUAUUUAAGGACAUGAUUGUUCCAACAGAUAUUAAGCCCUCCUUUGAGUUAGUACUAACUGAUUAUAAGAAUUUCAAGUCGAACUAGAACUUCACAAUGAACUGCUUCUGAU
Dendronephthya gigantea is the source of this 696-nucleotide messenger RNA. RefSeq lists its product as uncharacterized. The record is from RefSeq and is a predicted model, not a curated record. NCBI's taxonomy places the organism in Eukaryota, Metazoa, Cnidaria, Anthozoa, Malacalcyonacea, Nephtheidae. The transcript is spliced from 4 exons. The coding region runs from base 42 to 671 and encodes 209 amino acids.